Setaria italica (foxtail millet) is the source of this 1755-nucleotide messenger RNA. RefSeq lists its product as uncharacterized. Lineage: Eukaryota; Viridiplantae; Streptophyta; Magnoliopsida; Poales; Poaceae. The transcript has 3 exons. Bases 173 to 1291 code for a protein of 372 amino acids. The record is from RefSeq and is a predicted model, not a curated record.
GGGAGAGAGCAAUUGCAGCACGUCUAGUUCCAGGCAAAGCCCCACGAGCCCAACAAACAAACCCUCUCCCCCUCCCCCCCUCCCUCCUCUCGUCUCUUAAAAAGCCCUCGCCAUCACCUCCUCGCCGGCAUCAAACAACCACGCACCCAGUCCAACCAAAUCGGCCGCCAGGAUGAAGGGCGGCGACGUCAGCAGCAUUAGCCCGCUGGUCUCCUUCGUCCUCGGCGCUGCCAUGGCAACCGUCUGCGUCCUCUUCUUCAUGUCCGCAAGCCCCACCAGGCGCCUCGCCGACAUCUCCGCCUUCUCCACCGGCAACUCCACCGCAAGCACGGACGACCUCCGCCUCGCCUCCUCCGCCGACAGCGGGGUGGCCGACGGCGACGGCGACGUCGUCAGCGCCACCCCCGCGCCGGCGCCGGCUCCGGUCGAGGCGGCGUCGCCGUGGGGCGACCUGGAGGAAGUGCUGCGGCGUGCGGCGACCAAGGACCGGACGGUGAUCAUGACGCAGAUCAACGCGGCGUGGACGCGCCCGGGCUCCCUGCUCGACCUCUUCUUCGAGAGCUUCCGCACCGGGGAGGGCGGCGUGGCGCGCCUGCUGGACCACCUGGUCAUCGUCACCAUGGACCCGGCCGCAUACCAGGGCUGCCAGGCAGUGCACCGCCACUGCUACUUCCUCCGCACCUCCAACGGCGUCGACUACCGAUCAGAGAAGAUGUUCAUGAGCAAGGACUACCUCGAGAUGAUGUGGGGAAGGAACCGGUUCCAGCAGACCGUGCUCGAGCUCGGAUACAACUUCCUCUUCACGGACGUGGACGUGAUGUGGUUCCGGGACCCUUUCCGGCACAUCUCGAUGGCGGCGGACAUCGCCAUCUCCAGCGACGUGUACAUGGGCGACCCCUACAGCCUGCGCAACUUCCCCAACGGCGGCUUCCUCUUCGUGCGGUCGUCGGCCAAGACCCUCGACUUCUACCGGGCGUGGCAGCAGGGGCGGUGGCGCUUCUUCGGGAAGCACGAGCAGGACGUGUUCAACCUGAUCAAGCACGAGCAGUCCGCCAAGCUCGACCUCGCCAUCCAGUUCCUCGACACCACCUACAUCAGCGGAUUCUGCCAGCUCAGCAAGGACCUCAACAAGAUCUGCACGCUCCACGCCAACUGCUGCGUCGGGCUCGGGGCCAAGCUCCACGACCUCCGGGGCGUCCUCGACGUCUGGAGGAACUACACCGCUGGGACACCAGAGGAGCGCCGCGCCGGAAAGUUCCAGUGGAAGCUCCCAGGCAUCUGCAUCCACUGAUCAUCAGACGUCGGUGGCGAACUUCUGGUGGUAGCUUUGUAGGUCCGAUGAUGAUCCAUUCGUUCGAUCGAGAUCGGCCGGUGCACAUGUGACUGGAUGUGCACGGCGAGGCCACUUCCAGCGCAUCAUUCAGGUGGCUGCCCGAUCACACAUUGCUUCUUGUCCAUUCUUUCUCUGCUGCUUCUUGGCGUAAAGAGUUGAAAAAAGAUUCAGGAGAGGUAGAUUUGAUUCUUUUGAUUUGUGAUGAAAGCUGCUCCCUCCGUUCCUUCCGAUUUGGCUUUUCUAGAUACAUAGAUAUUAUUAUGUAUUAAUCUGGAAAAAUCAAAACGACGUACGAUUUGGAACGGAGGGAGCAGGUAGAAUCGACAACAUACGGUUAAGUUAUACUGCUGCUACUUAUAUAUGUAUGUACACAGCACAGCUUAUAUAUGCACACACUAUAUAUGUAUCCUUGCUCUCUGCAA